Dicentrarchus labrax (European seabass) is the source of this 2318-nucleotide messenger RNA. It is a transcript of the gene dusp1, whose product is annotated as dual specificity phosphatase 1. Gene Ontology annotation, biological process: negative regulation of p38MAPK cascade; protein dephosphorylation; endoderm formation. Gene Ontology annotation, molecular function: protein tyrosine/threonine phosphatase activity; MAP kinase tyrosine/serine/threonine phosphatase activity. The transcript has 4 exons. The record is from RefSeq and is a predicted model, not a curated record. Lineage: Eukaryota; Metazoa; Chordata; Actinopteri; Moronidae. The coding region runs from base 236 to 1366 and encodes 376 amino acids. Gene Ontology annotation, cellular component: nucleus; cytoplasm.
UCAGAGGCAGAAGCUACUCACUGUAAACCUGAAGAGAUUAAAACUUUUAAAAGAAUAAACAAAACUACCGGAUACACUCGAGAAGAAGAAAGGACCAACUUAGAUAGUCUUAAAACUUUUUUUUUUCUUUUUUUCUCUAAAGAAGCAAACCGGAACAAAGGACUCGCCGCUUUAAAGAUUACUUUAAGGAGGGAAAAACAACCUAAACUUCUUGUUUUCCUGCCGUACAAGCUUUAUGUAUUUGGAUUUAAUAUUUCUGUCCCGCCGUCCUACUAUGGUCAUAAUGGAGGUUCCCACCAUCAACUCUGCGUCCGUCCGUGGGUUGUUGGAGGACGACGUCCCGGGCUGCCUGGUGCUGGACUGCCGCUCCUUCCUGUCCUUCAACUCGUCCCACAUAUCGGGCUCCACCAACGUGCGCUUCAGCACCAUAGUGCGCCGGAGAGCCAGGGGUGGCCUGGGACUGGAGCACAUCGUCCCCAACGAGGACACCAGGAACCGGCUCCUGUCCGGGGAGUACCAGUCGGUGGUGUUGCUUGACGACCGCAGUUUGGACUUAAGCCACGCGAAGAAAGACGGGACGUUGAUGCUCGCUGUUUCAGCCCUGUGUCGCGACCCCUGCGGAGCCAAUGUUUUUAUCCUCAAAGGCGGAUUUGACACAUUUUCUACAGAGUACCCAGAGAUGUGUACCAAGCCCUCCCCUCCGCAAGGGCUAAGUUUGCCGCUGAGCUCCGGCCAUCCUGGGAGUGCAGACCCAAGCUGCAGUCCAUGCAAUACUCCUCUAUAUGACCAGGGUGGUCCCGUGGAGAUCCUGCCUUUUCUGUACCUUGGCAGUGCUUAUCAUGCUUCUAGGAAAGACAUGCUGGACAUGCUGGGGAUCACCGCUCUGAUCAACGUCUCUGCCAACUGCCCCAACCACUUCGAGGACUCCUUCCUCUACAAGAGCAUCCCCGUCGAGGACAACCACAAGGCAGACAUCAGCUCCUGGUUCAACGAGGCUAUCGAGUUUAUCGACUCGGUGAGGAAUAAAGGAGGUCGUGUGUUUGUGCACUGUCAAGCAGGCAUCUCCCGCUCCGCCACAAUUUGCCUUGCAUACCUCAUGCGGACCAACCGCGUGAAACUGGACGAGGCCUUUGAGUUUGUCAAGCAGCGUCGCAGCAUCAUCUCCCCCAACUUUAGCUUCAUGGGUCAGCUCCUCCAGUUCGAGUCCCAGGUCUUGGCCUCGUCUACCUGCUCCUCAGAGGCGGGCAGUCCAGCCAUCGGCAACAGCAGCACAGUCUUCAAUUUCCCAGUCUCCAUCCCCGUACACACGUCAGCUGGUCAGCUCUCGUUCCUCCACAGUCCCAUCACCACCUCUCCCAGCUGCUGAGGAAGAUGUGGGGGGGAAGCACAGACUUAGUUUGGACUUGAACUGCAACUCACAAGUGACUCUGCAAAGAGCACUGCACAAAACAUGGUCCUGAUUACAAUUCAUUUUGGGUGAUACUGGUAUCACUGGACAGGAUGGGAGCUAGUGUUUGGGGUCAGUUCGUUUGACUCUGCGUUAUGCUGGCCAGAUCCCUGUAGGUUGGCCUCAUCAUUACAAAGGGAGCUUAAACUACCAUCAGGCAGUAUUCAUGUUUAACCUCCAAAAUGUGAAAGUCAUCCACAGUUUUAAUCCUAGAUGACUUGGGGAAAUGGCUGAAAAGGUAGUUGAGAUUAUUCCUGUCGAGGAAGUUAGAAGUAUCUGAAUAUUCUUUAUUCAAAGGACUGAUUUUUUUUUUUUUUUCAUGAAGGCAACUGCUUUUGAUAAUCAUAAUCAUUUUGUAAGCAAACAAAAUAGAGAGGGCUAACAGUUGUCUCAGGAAUGUUGACUUGGUCCUCUCAAAUGUCCAUUUUGCUUUCUGUACUGGUGAAAGAAAGCAAUAUAUUGCCCAACAUGGCAAGGAUGUUACUCCUUCAUUUGACGAACAAUGAAUGUAUCCCCCCUUCCCUCUUUUCAGUGUAGAUGUGGCAGAAAUCUUCAUGUUCAGUUUGAGAGUUGAAUGGGGUUGCCAAUUCAAAUGCAAAUACCUGCCUUUCAAGACAUCAUGAAACCUUGACGAUCCUGACACAUUGGGGAAACGGACCAUUAAAUACCUCAUGUUUAUGUACUGUGUACUGCAGCGCUGAGACGGACACAACCCCAAAACUACUAAAAUGGGGACACGUAGUCCUCAGUGACUGCAUUCUGACAUAUUUAUUGAACUAAAGUAAUAUAUUUCUUUAUCAUAUCUAUUUUUGCAUAUGUUUGUUUAAAUGUUGUUUUUAUACUGUUUAAUAAAUCUCAUUUGACUUUUGUA